Molecule: messenger RNA, 3075 nt
Organism: Tachysurus vachellii
Lineage: Eukaryota; Metazoa; Chordata; Actinopteri; Siluriformes; Bagridae
Product: calponin homology domain-containing protein DDB_G0272472-like
Exons: 4
Coding region: 227-2377 (716 amino acids)
Molecular function (GO): GTP binding
Source: RefSeq, a predicted model, not a curated record
CCGGAUUGGACAGCUUCUGGGUCCGGACCCGGACCGCGGUCCGCCUGUUAGUGACCUAUGGUUUAGUGUUUAAUGAUUGUGUUCUUCAGCUGGCUGCAUUCAAACUCAGUGUGUUAUUACACACACACACACACACACACACACACACACACACACACACACAGUUAUCUGAACAGAGAAACACUUCAUGUUAAUUUAACACUUUAUUUACAUACAUUAUUGAGUCAUGUAUAAAACCUUCACACUGUUUUAUUCACUUCCUCAGAGAGAUAGAACAUGGUCAGAAGAUGAGAGAAAGAAAAUGGAGAAAUCUGCUCUACUGACUGAACUGGACGGAGCAUCGCAAUUACUGAGAAAUAAAGACAAGGAAAUCUCAGAACUGAAGAAUCAACAGAAAACUGAGUUAGCAGAAAAAAAACAACAGCUUGAAGAGAAAGAGAGACUUCUAACUGAGAGAGAGACACAGCUAAUGGGAAGAGACAAAGAGCUUCAGGAGAAAGACAAACUUCUGACAGAAAAUACACAAACACUUCAGAAGAAGGACAAGACACUGGAAGAGAAGGAGAAACAGCUCAGUGAAGUAAGAGAAGAAUUGAGAAAAUCAAAUAUAACGAUAGAAAAGAAUCAGACACAAUUGAAGGACAAAGAGAGACAACUGGAGGAUGUGGUGAAAGAACUGGAAACCAGUACAAAUAAACUGGACACACUGGGACAGGAACUGCAGGACAAGCAGAGACAACUACAGGACAUGAUGAUCGUAGUGGAGCAACAGAAAUCUGAGUUAGCAGAAAAAAACCAACAGCUUGAAGAGAAAGACAGACUUCUAACUGAGAGAGAGACACAGCUAAUGGGAAGAGACAAAGAGCUUCAGGAGAAAGACAAACUUCUAGAGGAGAAAACAAAGCAGCUGCAGGAACAGACAGAUCCAGAAUCAUCAGCUUCCAUCAGGAGAAGAAACAGCAAGGAAGUGUUACCUCCAAAUAUGAGUGAAGAGACUCAGGACUCAGCAGCACCAAUCAGGAGAAGACACAGUAUGGAGGGAAAACGUCCAAACUUGGGUGGAGAAUCGUCUAGUCCACAUCCUCCAGCAUCGGUUCCUGUAGCAGAACUGAGGCUGGUGCUGCUGGGGAGGACGGGGUCUGGGAAGAGUGUAACAGGAAACAUCAUCCUGGGCAGAGAGGAGAGGAACCAGGCUGCUACGUCUACAGCUACAUCUACAGCCACCCAGCAGAGUGAGAGCACAAAGGGGGAGGUGGCUGGGAGGAAGGUGACUGUGGUGGACACGCCUGACUGGUUCUCCCCUGAACUUCCUGUGGAGAAGCUGAGACAGGACGUGGGACACUGUGUCCGUCUGUCUGCUCCAGGACCCCACGCCUUCCUCCUGGUCAUACCUCUAAAGCAGCCUACAGGAGAGGAGAGAGGGAUGCUGGAGAAAAUGGAGGAGAUCUUUGGAGAGAGAUGUUGGAGAAACACAAUGAUCAUAUUCAGUGUUACUGAUGAAUGUGAGAAGAAGAACAUUGAGGACUUUAUCCAAUCAGGAGACCAGGAGGUCCAGAGACUUGUAGAGAAAUGUGGGAACAGGUUUCACUGUCUCAACAUUAAUGAGAGUGGAGAUGGUUCUCAGGUCUCAGAGCUGUUGGAGAAGAUAGAGAAGAUGGUGGAAGGAAGCAGAGAGAAAUUCUACAGCAGUGACAUCUACCUGGAGACAGAAUCUCAGAUCAGAUCAAUGGAAGCAACGAUUCUGAAGGAAAGAGAAGAGAAAAGAGAGAGAGAGGAGAAGGACAUAAAAGAAAAAAUAGAGAAGGAGGUGCAGGAUUCUCUGAGAAAGAUAGAGGGAGUGAUCGAGGAGCAUGAAGGAGAUAUCAGACAACUUAAUGAUCGAACAACUGAACUGGAGAGAAAGAUGAAAGAAGAGAGGGAUGAAGAGAAAAAGAAAGAACUCGAGAGGGAGCUGAAACGAGAGGUAGACAAAAGAACAGAAAUGGAAGGAAAGGUGAAGAAACUAAAAGAAAAGAGAGAGAGGGAGAGAAAAGAGAUGGAGGAAAGGCACAAGCAGGAGAUGGAGGAGAUCAGGGAGGUGUAUGAAGGAGAGAUCAGAAUGGAGGCAGAGAGAAAGCUCAUGAAGAUCAUCCUGCCUGAACUCCAGAGAAACAUGUUGUCCUCAAAAACAAAGAUGCAGGAAGAUUUCAGCAGACAGAUGGAGGAGAAGAACAGAGAGAUGGAGAAUCUUCAACAGAAACUUUCACAGCUCACAGAUACUCACAGUCUGCUUGAAGAGGUUUAUGAGAAAACUGUCAGAGAAAGUUCAGAGAGAGCUUCUCUAAAAGGAGAGGCAUCAGAGGGAAUGUCUCAGAAAUUUAAAGGCUUAUUUAAAUGAGUAACAGAUUAUAAAGCUGCAGAGACUCAAAUGGUCUGAAAUGAGGCGUAUCAGCCAGUGAUGGUAGACAUCACAGAGCAAGAGACAGAAAGAAAGAAGCUAAUAAACAGGAUUAAACUGUUUGUUUUUUUCUAAGGCCUAAUCGUCAAAUAAUUCUUAAGACAACAGGAUGUUUAAAAAUGAAGAUGGAUUGUCCAACUGGCUACAAAUGUGCAGCACAUUCACAAAUAAGUUGCAGGGCUAAUUAAUUAUUCUUAUUAACAAUAAGCUAGUUACUGCUACUUACUUGUCAUGCAGUACAACCUAACAAAUAUAAUGAGUGGGUCUGGUUUGGGAACUUUUACACACUGAUGAAAUCACAUCAUGACACAUAGUGUUUUAUUCUUCUUAUACAACAGCAAUUUGCUCACAAUUACAUUUGUAUUAAAAAAAGAAGAACACUUUAAACUCUUUAUCCCUUUACAGCUACCUCUAAUAUGGAGAUACAUCCUCAAACUUACAUUAUAACAGCUUGAAUCUCUUGUAAGGAAUCAAAAGUGAAAAAUUAUUAAUGAUUAUUUUUAAUAUAUUUUUUUAAAUAGUUAUUUUAUAAUAUACUUGGGAAAUGUGUAACAAGUUUGUUAGUUUUCCCAAAUAUCACCUGGUGCAGCUGUCUGUAACAGACUAUUUUGAAGCUUUAAUAUUGAAAAUAAUAUAAU